Messenger RNA from Papilio polytes (common Mormon), 1642 nucleotides. Its product is annotated as nudix hydrolase 8-like. NCBI's taxonomy places the organism in Eukaryota, Metazoa, Arthropoda, Insecta, Lepidoptera, Papilionidae. The transcript is spliced from 4 exons. The record is from RefSeq and is a predicted model, not a curated record. Gene Ontology annotation, molecular function: NADH pyrophosphatase activity; NAD binding; ADP-ribose diphosphatase activity. The coding region runs from base 745 to 1524 and encodes 259 amino acids.
UUGAAAUAAAGAAUCUUGCUUUUAAAGACUUUUUAACAAUCGUAUACAAGCCUAAAUGUUCGUUUACGUUUAAAACAAAGUGCUGUCUGUGUUAGAACUGGAAAUGCAAAACGCUUAAAAGUUCAAUGAAUAGUUUUUUUUUUAUACAUCGAACACUUGACCGCAGAGUAUAUAUUGUUAUAUAGACUGUAAACUGGCAAUGACAGUUGAGAGACAUUGGACAGUGACAUCAUCAUCACCAUCAUCAUCAUCAAUUAUAACAACAGCCUUUGCCUGACCACUGAUGGACAUAGGCCUUCACCAAUGCCUUCCGCAGAAGACGGGUGACAUCAGUGAACGGUCAAUGUUGACAUAUUAUGAUUUGAUGGUUCUGAUCUGACAGUAUCAGAAUGUGACAAAAAUAUAAAAUGAAAAUGAUAUUGGAUUGAUAAGUUUGUUAAAAUGAGAUAGAUCAAUUUCUAAUCAUUGUCUUAAUAUGAAGGUACAAAAACGUAGUUAGGUAGUAAUUUAUUCGACGUUUGAAGGGCUUGUGGGACACAUUUCAAUGUGUUUCUUAUAUACUUAAAUGUUUUAUGGAGUUAUGCAAAACUAAAAAAAAAACUAGUCAUUGUGAUAAGGAAUAUAACUGCGUACAGACAUUGAACCUUGACUUGACGAUACAUUACUUUUGUAAUAUUUACAUUAUUAUUACUUCAUGGUCUUAAAAACUGUCUGUGUAAUACCACUGAUAAUUGACAAAAGAGAAUGGCUACAAAAACGUUUGAAGGUGUUUUAGAUAGAUAUAAUGGUAUCACAGUUGAUUCUCAAAAGGAACCAUGUGAAUCCAGUGAUUUUCUUAGUAAACUAACAGACUCUCUGCGGAAAUGGGAUAGUGAAGAAAGAAGAUGCAUUUGGUUCAAAAUAAAUAUAAAAGAUGCUGCUUGGAUUCCUAUACUAGCUAAUGAAGGUUUUGAUUUUCAUCAAUCAGGCCAGAGUUUUGUAACAAUGUACAAAUGGUUACCAAAAAACAGUACAUCAAACUUACCGCCAAUAUGUCACACUAGUAUAGGUGUGGGUGGCUUAGUAUAUAAUAAUAACAAUCAAAUAUUAGUUGUUAUGGAACAACUUUAUGACUACCCACACUGGAAGCUGCCUGGUGGAUAUGUAGAAAAAGGGGAAGAUAUAAAAGAUGCUGCAGUGAGAGAGGUGAAAGAAGAAACAGGUAUUGAUGCUGUUUUUGAAUCCAUGAUAACUUUGAGACAAACACAUAAAAUGUUGUUUGGUAACUCUGAUAUAUACAUAGUUGUAUCUCUGAAAGCUACGUCUGAUGUAAUCACAAAAUCAGAUGAUGAAAUCAAAGAUUGUAAAUGGAUGGAUAUAGAAGAAUUCUUAGAACAUCCUCAUGUACAUGAAUUCAACAGGUUUAUUGUAAAACAAGCAUUGGAUCUGAAGGAAAGAAAACUUAAACUAUCUCUUAAAAAGAGUAAAGUGAAGAUAUCAAAGUUUUCGAGAGAAAUCACUUCUCUAAUAAUUGAUGACCUGUGAUUAUUCAUGCUCUGAGCCCCAUGGUGGAGAUGUGAGCGGAUGACAAUUAUUUAAUUAACAGUUUUUAAAUAGCUUAUAGAAAAUAUUAAAUUCUGGGUAAAGGGAUAAAGUUGAAAAG